GUCGGAUAGUAGACUAAACUGUUUGUUGUUUGCAAGAAAAGUUGCCUUGUACGCAGAUCUGUUUCCCCCCUUUCCUAUUUAUUCUAUUUUAUUCGUUAUUAUUAUAUUUACUAUUUAUUUCUACAGUUUAGUCCUGACACCUUUUUCUGGUACCUCAAAACUGACGGAGGACGGAUAGAAGUUCGCUUGUUACAUCCGAUCCGUUAAGUCCGGGUUAUGGGUUACUUACUUUACCUGUAUGGGACUGGACACGAGACGAGGGCCAAUUUUGCUUGCUGGCCAGCUGGCUGGGAGUCUGAGAGAGAGACAGAUGGAGACGAAAAGGGCGAGCAGGGAAAGUUGGAUCAGAGAGGGAAGGGACAAUCAACUGAUGAUCCACAGGAGAGCAGAAACAAGAUCAAUGAAGAGAAAAAUUGGCUAACUCCGCAGUUAUGUUCAGAAUUUCCAUGUCUCUCUUUUGCCUAGGCCAGUUUAUGGAGUAUUUUCUCUUCUUUUUG
Aspergillus neoniger CBS 115656 is the source of this 497-nucleotide messenger RNA. RefSeq lists its product as uncharacterized. The coding region runs from base 217 to 465 and encodes 82 amino acids. The record is from RefSeq and is a predicted model, not a curated record. Lineage: Eukaryota; Fungi; Ascomycota; Eurotiomycetes; Eurotiales; Aspergillaceae. The transcript has a single exon.